Messenger RNA from Naegleria gruberi, 2427 nucleotides. RefSeq lists its product as uncharacterized. NCBI's taxonomy places the organism in Eukaryota, Heterolobosea, Eutetramitea, Acrasida, Naegleriidae. The record is from RefSeq and is a predicted model, not a curated record. The transcript has a single exon. The coding region runs from base 1 to 2427 and encodes 808 amino acids.
AUGCCCAAUCAUUCUAAAUUAUUUAGUAGUAAAUUACAUCACAGCGAGGACGAUGAUGAUAUCUUCUCAUCAGCUUCAUCGGGAGGUUCAUCAGCUUCCUCCGAUCUGAUCGAUGUUCUGAUCAAGAAUACAACAUCAUCACUGAAGGGGAAAUCAUCACUCGAUUUUAAAUCACUCCCAACAGGGAUUAUAUUGAAAAUUAUUAGAGAGUAUUAUAUUUUGGAUUUGACUCAGUAUUUUACAAUUUUAGUGAGAAUGAUUUAUCACAAGUAUAGAAAUAACAAGACGAAUGGUUUCUUUUUGAUGAAAUUGUUUUUUGGAAGGGUGAAGAAGGAAAGGUCUUUGGGAUUUAUGGAUAAAUAUGACAUGUCUUUGAAUCCAUUGUUUAAUUCAUUGACAAGUAUUUCGAAUAGUAGUAGUGUUAAUACGGACAGUUGUUCAACAAGUGUUGGUUCUAACAAGUCGGAGGAAAAUGAAAGAGUAGUCGUUUCCCUUUUCAAAAAUGUAUCAUUAUCAAUAGAGCAAAGUUUUGUCGAUCAAGAACAAGCAAAACACAAACAUUACUAUCAAAUGAUUGUUUGGUUGCAUCAAAUGUCAACAUUGGAGUUUUUGUUUGGAGGAAUACCACUGAAUUAUGUGGAAUGGAAUGUUCCUUAUCCAGCCAUUUUGGCCUCAGCUUUAAAUAAUCAUGAUUCCAAUACACAAUUGUUGGAAGAGAUGAAUUCCUCUCAGGUGGUAGUUGCUGGAGCUAAAAGUAAUAGAAAAUUUAUUAUUCGAUCAGAUGAACAAUUUGAGGAUUUGAAUAGAAAUCGUGUGAAUAGCUUAAUUCAAAAUACACUUUAUACGAGUAAGGAGGAAAAGACAGUGCUCAAUUCUGAUAUAUUAUUCUACAUUUACUUGAAUGGAGUAAAGAGUGCCAAGUUGAAACUCUCUAAUUUUGACCUAGGUUUCGAUCACAUGACAACAAACAAGAGUAAGACUAAUUUAUUUUAUUUGGAAAAUAUUGAUUACCAAGGAAAUAGUGAUAUGAUGAUGGAAGCACUCAAAUAUUCAAAGAAUAUCAAGUUCUUAAACUUUAUUGACUUUCCAUUAUCAGAUCUGACCCACCUUUCGAAUAACAUGUUAAAAUUAUCACUGGAAAUUGCCAACAUUUUCAAUAUCAAGGGAAUUGAAAAUAUUGGAAAAAUGGAAAAGCUUACCGAGCUGAAAAUCAUUAUUGCAAAAAGUUUGCUGACAACCACAAUGAAUAAUUGCGAUCCAAUCAUUGAAAAAUUACAAUUACAAAAUCUUGACAAACUUAGGAAAUUCCAUCUCGAGAAAGAACCAACUAUUAACUGUUCUGAUUAUAGAAUUUUACUCAAAUUGGUCAAUUGCUUAACUAGCAAAUUGAGAGAAUUAACGUUUGCACGAUUUCCUUAUCCCAAUAUGGUUCAUUCCCUUGUUAGAGAAAGAUUUACAGAAUUGAAUUCUCUUAUAAUCAAUGAGCCAACCAUGUUGGAAUUUUAUGAUGAACCAGUUCAAUUUGAUGGAUUGGAACACUUUACACUCAAACUUUCCCCACAAAUAGUGGCAGAAAACUCGAAUUCGACUGUUAAUUUACAAUGCAAAUUGACCAGUACCCAAUUCGAGAAUUUAAAGUUUAACUUCACAAAUUCAAACUCUCUAUGUUUCAAUUUGGCUCCAAAGAAUGCUUCAAAUUACAAGAGUCAUAUUGUUGAUAGUUUGGUCAAUCAGGUUUUUGAUAAGAACUCUCACAUCUAUGUCAUCAGUUUUACAAAUACUAGAAUAUCAAAACUCGAAUCCAUCUCUCACAUGUUUCAGAAACCAAAUUUUGUUCACGUACAAGUCCUCAAUUUACUGCAUUGUCUCAAACCAGAAAUGUCAGUCACUCCAGAACUCGUGGAUCAAUUGGGAAAAUCCUGUCCAAACCUAAUUACACUCAAAUGGUCUAAUUUCAAGGAAAAGAAAUGCUUUGAACAUUUACAAAAACACUACAGACACCAACUACAGAAUCUUUCUCUAAGACAUUGUAUUAUUAGUAAUUCUAAAGCUUUCGGAUAUCUAUUCUCCAUGAGUAAGCUCAAAAAGUUCUCACUCCAACUAGAUCAAGCAUUCCCUGCAAACUUCCAUCAAACCAUUUCCACACCACUUUUGACCUCCAAAACUACUUCAAAUGGAAACGCUGAUGAGCAAUCAAUUACUCAAGAAAAUUCAACCACAAUUCUAUCUCUCUACAAUGGAUGUUCUAAUUUGGAAUUAUUUUCACUCGAAACUCCUGCAUUUACAGAUCCACAAGUAUUGAGAGAAUUAUUUUCUAAAAAGAAUAGAAAUUUAACAAGAUUAACGAUUCAAAUCACUUCAAAUAAGGAUCAAUUAGAUACUCUACACGAAAUUCUCAAAGAAGUUCAAAAUGGAAAAUUCAAAUAA